AUGGGUCCAGUCACCUAUAAGGUUCACCAUCCAGACAGAGGAAAAGAGAACCAAAUCUACCACGUCAACCUUCUCAACGAAUGGCAAGAUAGGACACCUGAAGGAAAGAAGGCCUUGGUAGCAUGCAACGUAGUCCCUGAUAAGGAGAAUUAUGAAGAUGGGGUGGAUGUCGAGGCUGUGAGAUGUCCCCAGUCCGCAGUGAGCCUGGAAGUUAAGAAUCCGGUGCUCUGGAAAGAGGACUGCAAACGAGCCUUCACACAGCUGACACAGCACCUGUGCGAACCUCCAGUUCUACAGAGGCCAGACUUCACAAAAAUGUUCUUGGUCCAAGUGGAUACAGCAGCCAAGGGGCGAAUUAUCGCCCACCAUUACUUCAACAUGAAUGCCAGGAUCCACCAUAUAUGCUGGAAUCAUUUGAAGGAGUGUUUUGAAUUCUCUGAUGUCACCAGACACUGUCAGGAAGCCCCGCCCCCUUCCCCAGAUCCUCCCACCCAGGUGCCGCGGGAGCAAAGGGGGCAAGCUGGCAUUUGUCCCGGCACUUUUGAAACUACUGGAGCGGUGACCAGCACUUCAGAUGAGGACUCGCUCGAGCUUCACAUGGUGCGGCUGGAACUGGAGGAUGUGGAGAAGCAGAUCCGCGGCCUACUCGACAAGCAGGCCCAGCUGCUGGAGCGACAAACUGCGCUGGAAACAUCUUGUGCCUCUGCCCACAUAUCCAAGGUAAACACACAGCGUGGUAUUUCCACUCCCAGCCCCUCUACGCCGUGUGUUUCUCUGUGCAGGGACCGUGCACGUAGGACUUUCCCAGCCGUGGUCUCCGUCACGCCGGCGCCAACACACCUCGGGCCUUGGGUGAACCAGCGGCGGAAGGCGCGGGCUGGACCCUCUCCACCUCCGGUGUUCGAGAUUCCAACCAGGACCCGCUUCGCCCCUCUCCGUCAGACCAGACCCAACGCUGUGAUCGUCGGGGACUCCAUUGUGCGGAACGUCUGUUUGGGGACGUGGGGACGAACGACACCAGGCUGCGGCAGACGGAGGUUCUGAAGAGGGACUUCUCCAGCCUGAUCAAGAUGGUACGAGGCAGAUCACCCACCGCGAAGAUCAUCGUCUCUGGACCUCUUCCCAGAUACAGACGUGGAGCAGAAAAGUUCAGUAGACUUCUAGCAUUAAAUGACUGGUUAGUCUCUUGGUGUAAUGAGCAGAAUCUGGUGUUUGUCAAUAACUGGAAUCUGUUCUGGGAGCGUCCUAGGUUGUUUUGUCCUGAUGGCCUGCACCCCAGCAGCCUUGGCUCGGAACUGCUGUCAGACAACAUCUCCAAGGCGCUACACUCCAAGUGACUGCCUACCGUAAGUACAUCUUCCAAUAAUAACAACAUUCAGUAUAAUCAAUGUUCAAUUAAAAAUCCGGCACCGGUAAUACAUACUAUAGAGACUGUGUCUGUUCCCCGAGCUAUACAAAUAUAUAGAAAAUCUCGGAAAGUCUAUCUUCGUAACCUAAUUAACAUAAAAUUAAAUCAUAUUGAAUGCACAGCCAGCACUUUUGAUCUGAGGCUAGGACUAUUAAACAUUAGAUCUCUUGCGUCUAAGGCUCUUAUUGUUAACGACAUCAUUACUGAUCAGGAAUGUAAUUUAAUGUGUUUAACAGAAACUUGGAUUAAACCAAACGAGUACAUAGCAUUAAAUGAAGCCAGUCCUCCUGGAUACAGUUAUGUACAUCAGCCUCGUUCAACUGGUAGAGGAGGAGGUGUUGGUCUCAUCCAUAGUCAAAAUCUAGUCGUCACACAAAAACCUAGUUAUAAAUUUAAUUCUUUUGAAAUUCUUUAUACCAGUAUAAGUUAUGUAGCCACAAAAAAUAAGUCAAUUCCUCUAAUUAUUAUUUACAGACCCCCAGGGCCAUAUACUGAAUUUCUUAGUGAAUUUGCAGAAUUUGUCUCAAACCUGGUUGUGUCUGUAGAUAAAGAAUUAAUCGUCGGAGACGUUAAUAUUCAUUUUGAUAACCUGGAAGACCCUCUAAGAUUAGCGGUUGUGUCCAUCUUAGAUUCAGUAGGGAUUAAUCAGAACGUAAUCGGGCCUACUCAUAAUGGUGGUCACACUCUUGACCUCAUACUAACAUACGGACUAAGUAUAGAAAAUAUUAUAAUUUUUCCGCAGUCUGAAGUUGUCUCAGACCAUUAUCUUAUCUCGUUCAUAAUACGUAUUGAUCAUAAUAUUUCCACCUCGCCUCGCUACCGUGUAAAACGUACCUACACAUCAGCUACUGCACCGAGCUUCAUAAAUAACCUCGCAGAAACAUCAAUUAGAUUUGGAUCACCGUCAGAUCCCAUAGAACUCGAUCAGGAGACUGAAAGCUUGGAGUCAACACUCCGCUACACGCUAGAUAGAGUGGCUCCACUCAAAAGGAAAAUAAUUAGAGAAAAAAAGUUAGCACCCUGGUAUAACGAUCAAACGCGAACCUUAAAACAGACAACUCGACAAUUAGAACGUAAAUGGCAUCAAACCAAACUGGUGCUAUUUCAAACAGCAUGGAAGGAGAGCCUCCUGAAAUAUAGGAAAUCUCUUGGCGAUGCUAGAAAAGUCUCUCUCUCCACCUUAAUAGGAGAUAACAAAAACAAUUCUAGAUUCCUAUUCAACACGGUAGCAAAAUUAACUAGGAAUAAAACCACUACAGAGAGAAACACAAUCAUUACAUAGCAGUGAAGAUUUCAUGAAAUUUUUCAUUGAUAAGGUUGAAAAUAUUAGACGUGAAAUACAGGCCAUUAAAUUAAAACCGGACAGUACUGUAACAAACCCAUUACAUGACAAUGUAGCAAUAUCAGAUCAAUGUUUAGAGUAUUUUGUUUCGCUUAGAGAGCGCGAACUAGCUACAUUAAUCUCUUCAGCCAAUUCAUCAACUUGCAUACUAGAUCCCGUACCUACAUGUUUGUUUAAACAGAUUUGUCCAGGAGUAAUUGAACCACUUUUAAAUAUACUCAAUUCUUCCCUAAGCACUGGCUAUGUACCUAAAUCACUUAAAUUAGCAGUUAUUAAACCCUUGAUUGAAAAACCUGAUCUUGACCCGUCUCAAUUGUCCAGCUAUAGACCAAUAUCAAAUCUCCCCUUCAUCUCUAAGAUUUUAGAAAAGGUUGUAGCAAAGCAGUUAUGCUCAUACUUAGAUAGGAAUAACAUUCAUGAAAUGUAUCAGUCAGGAUUUAGACCUCAUCAUAGCACAGGGACAGCGUUAGUUAAAGUAGUAAAUGACCUUCUACUGACUUAUGAUCAGGGUUGUGUUUCGUUGCUUGUGUUACUCGACCUUAGUGCAGCUUUUGAUACUAUAGAUCACACUAUUCUCCUUGAUAGAUUAGAAAAUGUUGUUGGUAUUAAGGGAACAAUCCUCUCCUGGCUCAGGUCUUAUCUGACCGAUCGUUAUCACUUCGUAGAUGUAAAUGGUGAUUUCUCCAUGCGUACUGAGGUUACUUUUGGAGUUCCACAGGGUUCUGUUUUAGGCCCACUGCUCUUUACUUUAUAUAUGCUACCCCUAGGUCAAAUUAUUCGUAAACAUGGAAUUAGCUUCCACUGUUAUGCUGAUGAUACACAGCUGUAUGUUUCAGCGAAGCCAGAGGACAGACAGAAGCUUAGUAAAGUUGAGGAUUGUGUAAAGGACAUUAGACAUUGGAUGUUAACUAACUUCCUUCUACUUAAUUCUGAUAAAACAGAAAUAUUUUUAUUAGGCCCACGUGUAGCUAGAAGUAAUCUUUCUGAUCACAUGGUUACUCUGGAUGGUCUUUCUGUUUCAUCAUGUACAGCAGUUAAAGACCUUGGAGUGAUUAUUGACUCCAGCCUAUCAUUUGAUGCUCAUGUAGAUAAUAUUACUAGGAUAGCCUUCUUUCAUCUCAGAAAUAUUUCUAAAAUAAGAAACAUAUUGUCACUACAUGAUGCAGAAAUAUUAGUUCAUGCAUUCGUCACCUCUAGAUUAGAUUACUGUAAUGCCUUUCUGUCUGGAUGUUCCAGUAGGAAUAUAAAUAAGCUCCAGUUAGUCCAGAAUGCAGCUGCUAGAGUCCUAACUAGAACUAGAAGAUACGACCAUAUCACACCAAUAUUAUCAAUACUGCAUUGGCUCCCAGUAAAAUCUCGCAUUAACUAUAAAAUACUUUUAUUAAACCUAUAAAGCACUAAACGGUCUUGCGCCACAAUAUCUAAGCGACCUUUUGGUUUUCUAUGAUCCGCCACGCCUACUUAGAUCAAAAGAUGCAGGCUAUUUGAUGGUACCUCGAAUAGUGAAGGCUACAGCAGGGGGGAGAGCUUUCACUUAUAGAGCCCCACAGUUAUGGAACAGUCUUCCAAUUAGUGUUCGGGACUCAGACACAGUCUCAGUGUUUAAGUCUAGGCUUAAAACGUAUUUGUUUACUCAAGCCUACCCUGACUAGAUUCUGUUCUACUACUUCGCAGUCUUAAUAAUCUUUUUUCUCCCUCUCUCCUUUCGCCGAGCCCCACACGAAUUUAUGGAGAUACUAGAGAUCCAGAUCCUUUCUGCCUCUGGAUGGAGCUCAAAUCUUCUCUAAUUCCAGACUGCUGGGACUACGGCUGCUCCUAAGGCCA
This is a messenger RNA of Ictalurus furcatus (blue catfish), 4574 nucleotides long. RefSeq lists its product as uncharacterized. The transcript is spliced from 5 exons. The record is from RefSeq and is a predicted model, not a curated record. Bases 1 to 1044 code for a protein of 347 amino acids. NCBI's taxonomy places the organism in Eukaryota, Metazoa, Chordata, Actinopteri, Siluriformes, Ictaluridae.